Messenger RNA from Fusarium coffeatum, 3117 nucleotides. RefSeq lists its product as uncharacterized. The transcript has 4 exons. Lineage: Eukaryota; Fungi; Ascomycota; Sordariomycetes; Hypocreales; Nectriaceae. Gene Ontology annotation, molecular function: metalloexopeptidase activity. The record is from RefSeq and is a predicted model, not a curated record. Gene Ontology annotation, biological process: proteolysis. The coding region runs from base 1 to 3117 and encodes 1038 amino acids.
AUGAGGGCUAAGAAUCCUCUUGCCUUUCGGCCAGGACCCGUGACUUUCUGGACCACUAUCAUAUAUAUCGCCCUUGCUAUCCCUCUCAUAUGGGUCCACGAGACUGUUCCUCCAGCUCCGGCCGAUCGCUCGCUGUAUCAGGGCCUCAAUCUUACUGAGGCGUGGUUAGAUUUGCAAGCCAUUAGUCGCACUUACCAUCCGUACAACAGUCAUGAGAAUGAUCGAGUUCGCGAAUUUCUCAUCAACCGCACAAAGGAGAUUCUGGAUCGAAACGACCUUUCUUAUACAAUAGAGAGCGUCGGUGGUGUAGACUGGCACUCAAGAGCCUCUUCUCUUGACAAACUAGAUUCCCUUGAUGCCCCCGAAGAGACAGUACAGGCAAAGCCUCGUGGAGCCACACUCUUUGACGACAGAAUCUCCAAUGUUUCCUGGACUUACAACACCGCUAGGCGCUUGGGCUCGAACAUCUCCAAGGGAACAUGGCUGGGACAGUACUUUGAAGGAAACAACUACUAUGUCUACAUCCACGGCCAAGAAGAUCCUGAAGGUGAAUGGUGGCGCGAUGAAUCCAAGUACAAGAAGUUCCGAGGCCAGGGAGGUGUCCUUGUCAACUGUCAUUUUGACUCCGUUUCCACCGGCUAUGGUGCUACCGACGAUGGAAUGUCUUGCGUCUCUAUGCUUCAGCUUCUGAGCUAUUUCACACUCAAAGGACGUCAGCCUAAGAAUGGCAUAGUUUUGCUCUUCAACAACGCUGAGGAGGAUGGACUUCUCGGCGCCAGAGCUUUCGGUUACAGUCCUUUAUUGCAUUUCACCCAUACAUUUGUCAACCUCGAAGGUGCUGGAGCAGGCGGUCGAGCUCUACUUUUCCGUACUACUGAUUUGCAGGCUGCCAAAGCAUACUCCAAGAGCCCCCAUCCGCUCGGAUCCGUUGUUGCUGCCAAUGCCUUUGAAAGAGGCGUCAUUAAGAGCGCAACCGAUUAUGAGAUCUUCGCAGACAUUUUCGGACAGCGUGGACUUGAUAUCGCCUUUUAUGCGCCUCGUGCUCGCUAUCAUACGAACCAGGACGAUGCCCGGCAUACAUCUGUUAACAGCAUCUGGCACAUGCUCUCAGCUGCUCUUGCUUCAACAGAGCACCUGUCGAAAACGACUGGUACCAUCUUCAACGGUGAUCGAUCUGAUGGUAACUCGGAUCUCGUUCAAAACGGAAAGCAGGCUGAGGGCGUCUGGUUCGAUAUUUUCGGAUCUGCAUGGGCCGUAUUCGCACUCAGAGGACUCUUUGCAUGGUCGUUAACGCUCCUUGUCGCUACUCCUCUCGUCCUUAUUGGCUUCACGUAUAUCCUAGUACGUAACGACAAGUACUACUUCUUCGCCCGAGAUAUCAAGAUGCACUACGACAUUAACGAUGAUCCCGUCACGAUGGGUGGGUGGAAGGGCUUCUUCCGUUUCCCCUUUGCGCUCGCCUUUGCUGGCGCAUUAACUAUUGCAGCCACGCUUUUGGUUGCUAAGUUCAACCCACUGAUCAUCUACAGCAGUGGCUACGCUGUGUGGUCCAUGACUCUGUCUAUCUUCUACUUCUCAUUCUGGCUCAUCAUGCGUGGAUCUGCUUUCGUCCGCCCAAGUGCCUUACACCGAGGCUUCGUGCUUGUUUGGCUUUUCGCUCUCGGUUGGGGCAUACAGGUUGUCUGUGCCGUGGCAGAGGAUCGCAUGCACAUCGGUGCUCUCUAUCCGACCGUCUUCUUCCAAUCCGCCAUAUUCCUGGCUUUGCUGAUUUCCCUAUUGGAGCAGUUUGCUCUGCUUAGCAAGCACGACUUUGCUCUGCAGCUCCAUGAUGCGCAUCAGGCGCGCGAUGUUUCGAGCCGAGGUACUGAACAAGAAUCAAGGUCUCACACAGAGAAUGAACCUGCCCAAGCUGAGGCUGAGGACGGUGAUGACGGCGAUGAAGAUGCGACCGAGACUACGCCUCUUAGAGCUAAUGAAUCUGGCUACGGCUCCAACGCUCCGACAUCAUUCGCCAAUACAUAUCGUCGUUCAGUUGCCGAGAACUCACCUUCUCCGCCUAGUAUGCGACGAUACCAGCCUUUUGAGCAUGAGCAGAGUUGGUCUGGACGCCUUCCUACUUGGACUUGGAUCCUCCAAUUCCUGCUUUUGGCUCCAGUCCCCGUGAUUCUGUUUGGCAAUCUCGGACUAGUUGUGAUGACUGCUACGCAGAUGACAGGUACUGACGGCGGUAGUCUCCUCGUUCCUGUUCUGUCCCUGGGCAUUCUCAGCAUCUUCCUAUUGCUGCCGCUCACGCCGUUCAUGCAUCGAGUCACCCACCAUGUACCCAUGUUCUUGUUCUUUGUCUUCAUUGGCACCUUGGUCUACAACCUGGUGGCAUUCCCAUUCUCUGCCAACAACCGCUUCAAAUUUUACUUCCAACAGGUAGUAGAUCUUGAUAACGGUACUGACACAGUCUCAAUCGUGGGCAUUGAGGACUAUGCGCGCUCGGUCAUUGGUUCCCUGCCAAGUACCACGGGACAGGAGAUCAAAUGCCAGCCGGCUGUUGGACGAGAUCUGACGGACUGCCAGUACGACGCUUCUUCUCUGACACCCAACUUGUACAAGGACAAGUCCCCCAAGCAGUUGGUCUCAAUCGAGACGGUCGACGGCAGCAAUGAAUCGAAAGCAAGACUUAGAAUCGACGCUCUUGAUUCCAGACUUUGCUAUGUUCGCACAUCUCGGCCGAUCUACGGAUUUGCCGUUGAUGGUGCAAGCGCACGAGACCCUCGUUUUGGAAAGUUCCCAUCGGAGGGUUUCAGCAGUGUACAGCUCUGGCGACGUGAUCGCGACCGGCCUUGGACCUUGAAUCUUUACCUCAACGAGCGCAACUCGUUGGCCGCAGCGGCAGAAUCGGAACAAGGAGAGAGCAAGAUAGUGGAAGACGGAGAACUAAAAACCAGAUCGGCAAACCAGUCAGCAGAUCGUCUCGAAGUAACAGUCAGCUGCGCAUACAGCGACGCCAACACCCCUGGCACGAUUCCGGCUCUUGAUGAACUUCUCAAGUACAUGCCUGCAUGGGCAGCAGUCACCAAGAAGAAUGUGGGACUUGUAGAAGUUCGCAAGACUCACAAAGUUUAA